GAAGUAUAGAAAGUUCACUAUGGGAAGAGUUAGACAAGUGAGAAGGCAAAGACAUGGUAGAGGUUCUUCUGGGAGCAUCACCUCCCCGACUUUACUCUUCUUCUUAUCCUUCUAUUCCUCGGCAAUGCAGGACAGUGUCAGGUAGAACAUUGGUGAAGUGCUCGUUGGAACUCCCAAGUAAGGUUCUGACAAAGCAUGUCUUAUCUGGGCUGGCUGCUUCCUUGAUACUUAUUUCACCAGCAAAUCAGUCUAUUGCAGCAGAUCUAUCUCGUGCACAAAAUAUAUGCCAGGUUGCUGUUGCAAGUAAUAAUGCAGUUACUUCACCAUUUGAGAAUGAAUCUAAUGAAAAAGGUGCAAAUCUAAUGAUGAUGAGGGGUAUGACAGCCAAGGAUUUUGACCCUGUUAGAUAUUCAGGAAGAUGGUUUGAAGUUGCUUCACUUAAACGUGGAUUUGCUGGACAAGGCCAAGAAGACUGUCAUUGCACUCAGGGCGUAUAUACAUUUGAUAAGGAAACCCCAUCUAUCCAAGUUGAUACUUUUUGUGUUCAUGGAGGGCCUAAUGGAUAUAUAACCGGAAUUAGGGGAAGGGUUCAAUGUCUUUCAGAAGAAGAUUUAGAGAAAAAUGUGACGCAGCAAGAGAAGCAGGAAAUGAUCAAAGAAAAAUGCUAUCUCCGCUUUCCUACAUUGCCAUUCAUUCCCAAGGAACCUUAUGAUGUGAUUGCUACUGAUUAUGACAAUUUUUCUCUUGUUUCAGGAGCUAAGGACAGAAGUUUUGUUCAGAUAUACUCAAGGACACCUAACCCUGGACCUGAAUUUAUUGAGAAGUACAAAUCUUACCUAGCAAACUUUGGAUAUGAUCCAAGUAAAAUCAAAGAUACACCCCAGGAUUGUGAAGUAAUGUCCAAUAGUCAACUGGCAGCUAUGAUGUCCAUGUCUGGAAUGCAGCAGGCACUAACAAACCAGUUUCCUGAUCUGGGACUGAAGUCCCCUAUUGAACUCAAUCCCUUCACAAGUGUAUUUGACACUUUGAAGAAGCUUCUUGAGCUUUAUUUUAAGUAGUAACUAAUUACCGUAGUUCAAUUACGUUUGCUUCUUCUUGUGUUUUAAGACAAGACAAUUUGCUAUUUGUACAUUCUUCUUGUACGUGACAAAUAUUUAGCUAUCCUUGAUAGCAGCCUAUGUGUACCAUGUAAAGUAUAAUCUACCUGUGUCUGGUGAAAUCCUUUGUAUUUGACUAACAAUAAGCGAUCUUGAGUGUAUCCUUUAUAAUUGAUUCAUUUCAAUAUCCCAUUUUUAGUCUGAUUAUUGUCAAUUCUUCCG
Abrus precatorius (Indian licorice) is the source of this 1319-nucleotide messenger RNA. RefSeq names its product chloroplastic lipocalin. Bases 54 to 1058 code for a protein of 334 amino acids. Gene Ontology annotation, molecular function: small molecule binding. The transcript has 5 exons. The record is from RefSeq and is a predicted model, not a curated record. NCBI's taxonomy places the organism in Eukaryota, Viridiplantae, Streptophyta, Magnoliopsida, Fabales, Fabaceae.